UAAUAGUGCUAUAUUUAGGGUAGACUUGCGCUUUUAUUCGUAGUAAAGAACUUAAGAAGUGAAGUCCCAUUUUAGAAUCUUUCUUAUUGAAAACUAAGUCUGAUUCUUCUUGUUAUUUUUGCUUCCAUUUGGCCUGCUGAAUGCCAGAGGGUCAGUCAGCACUGAGACUGCCUGGGAAGCUUCUCUGUAGGGACGGGUGUCCCUGGAGCAGCGGGCCCAGGCCCAGUCUGUGCUGCUGCGUUCCUGCUGUGCCCCUCUCCUGGUCUCCCGCUGCCCUGCGUGACCAUGGCUGUGCAGCUGAUCCUGAUUGUCCCCUCUGUACGGCGUGUGUGCGUGCCACUAUGGGGUAGGGGCAUGUUUGACCUGCCCCAUUCUCCACCCCCUUCUUCCCCACAUCUGCCUCACUCUCAUCUGCCUGCUGCUGGCUUUGUUCCGGGCGCUGCAGUGCUCUGUGCCCAAAACUUACCACCAGGAGCUGUUCUACCGGCUGUGCCCACACCUCGCUGGCAUAUGUGUCUGAGAAGCCCCUGCACGUGGCCAGCGAGGACCUGCUGCCCUUUUGAAAUAAGCACUAAGCAGGGCUUAUUGUCACCAGGUAGCCAGACAAGAUGAGUGAGAAAAUGUAUGCUGUCUUUUGACACAAAUACAUAAGCCCCAUGUGGUGCCUGGUUCAGCAGUUCAGCUUGCCUUCACGCACUUUGCCUGGUCAUAGGGAAAGUGGCAGGCUCUGAUUCAAUGGCAGUGUUGUAUGGACACUGUAUUGGAUGUAUAUAGGCAAUGUAUUUGGAUGCUCUGCUUCCAAAAGUGCAACAGCUUCUGGAGACCCAGGUGGGACCCCAUAGGUGACGGUCCUCUCGGCACCAAGCGUCCAGUUGCCAGCAGCAGUGAGUUCACUUUGGGGGACUUUGGUGAUGGGAGGUGCCAACCAGCAAGCCUUCAAUUUCUGCUACUAAAUGCAGGCUUGGAAGCAAGCUACGUGUGGGAAAUAUACUUGGUGCAGGAAAGGGGAUGUCCUUAGCCAAGGUGCUGGAAAACUGAAGGAAAACAGGUGAAACUGCAGAUCUAUCAACAAAAACGUAAGCACGUGACACUUGACUUGGCAGGUCUGUGAGAAGGUCAGCUUCCCCGUGUUUGUAUUUCAGCCAUCAUCCUCCAUACUGGAGAGGCUUUAUCCGCUUGGCUUGCUUAAUUGCAGCACGUUUGACACGCAUGGAUAACCUGUGCAAUAGCGUCCUUGAUCCAGACCCCAUUUCCAUAUUGCAUCUCUUCCCCAAUGGCCUGAGGUGUCAUGGGUGCACCGAGCUGGAAAUAAUUCCCUCCUGGGGCUGUUGAAGCCCUAGAAAUGUUUGCCAAGUGAAGCUGUGGAUGCUCCAUCCCUGGAGGUGUUCAAGGCCAGGCUGGGUGGGGCUCUGGGCAGCAUGACCCCGUGGGUGGCAUCCCUGCCCACGGCAGUGGGGUUGGGGUUCUAAGCUCUUUGCUGUCCCUUCCACCCCAAGCCGCUCUAUGAUUCUGCGUUUCUAUGACGUAAGCACGGGCCCCACGCAGCCCUGGUGCAGCACAUCACAAGAGCAGCAGCCCGCGGGGAGCCGCCACCCGGAAUCUCGGAGCCGUGAGGUCACAAUGCCCCGUCCAAUGGCUGUGCGGUGCUGUGCCGUGAGCUCACAAGGCCUGGCUGCGACGCUGUCCUGUGCCGCAGGCUUUGCUCUGUGCGACGCUCACUGUGGCUGCAGCGGUGGUGUUGGAAGCAUGGUGCGAGUGUGGGGAGCCAUGGCCCCUGCCCGCUUUGUCCUCUUCCUCCUACUGAUGGCCAUGUGUUUCCGGGAGACCUGUGCUGCUCCGUGGCGAGCACCGGGAGCAGGAGAUGAACUUGGUGCUCCCUUUCCGGAUGAUCGUUUGGAUCCGGAUUUUGUGCCUGUGCCUCUGGGACAACCCAGAGGCCCUGCUGGUGAAUCAGCAGAACAGAAUCUUGCCUCUGAGCCUGAAGGGGAUGCUGGAGAUGUGACUGGAGGAGGUGAUCCAGGUUCCGCUCUGAGCUCUGGGACUGAAACUCCGGCAGAUCGCAUGGGAGUGCCCCCAGGGAGGGCUUUGCCCGGUCAUGUGUUUCCUCCUGCGCUGGAGCCCAGCUGGAAUCCCAGCGGUCCGGAAAAAGGAAAGGAUGAACCCAAAGAGGAGAAUACUCCCAGGGCUCAUCCCGUCUCCUCAAGGAACUGGUGAAGGAAAUGGAGAAGGCAGCGCGUGGAACUGACCAACAAAGUGAGCAGGAUGCACUGCAGGAAGGCAGCCAUCCCACACUGCCAGUCUCGGGCAAAGGAACGCAGGCAGCGCCAACAACUGUCAUGCCAGGGAUGAAUGCCGGGACGAGCACAAAGGCUGCUGUUGGCAGAUCUGCGCGAAGGCGCCACAUCGCAGCGAUGGUACUGUUCUCAGCUGUGCUGCUGUCUGCGCUGGUGGUGGCCUGUGGUGCUGUGAUAUGGAUGUGCCAAAAAUACGUAGUGUGCAAGAGAGAAGAGAGAGCAGCAGAGCAGGCUCAUCCUGAUACCAACUAGGAGAGAGUUCCAACUGGAGACGAGGGCAGAACGGAGCUGGGAGAGGCAGCCGAAGAGACUCUUGCCCCAUCAAAGAAGACUCUCAGCCAUCGUCCCAGUGCAUUCCAUUCUGCCAUCCAAGAGGCCAAAGGUCUUCAAAGUCAUCUGGAAGACUUGGAGCUUGAACUCAAAGCCGUGAAAGAGGUCCACGGGAACAGUCCUGAGUGCUGCUUUCUGUCAGGGGACGGCCCUGAAAGUGAGAGCGGAGAACCAGCAGCAGAGCUUUUGUCCUUCACCCUGCAUUCUCUGGGACAAGCAUCAGCAACAUUUCAAAGAUUCUUAGCUCGGCACAGCUACAAUCCUGUUGAGGGUCCUAAUGAGGAGCCAGAAAGCGAGCUUCCUCUGACCGCUGGACAACACCUUAACGUCUUUGGAGCUGUGGAUGAGAAUGUCUGGUUUCAGGGAGAGCUGACAGAUGGCACAAGAGGACUGGUCCCAUCCAGUUUGGUUGCGGAGGUUUCAGAUGAUGAACUGGAUACAACGAUGCCUCCGGAGCUCUGUGCUCUCCUGCUGGAUACUUGAUGAAUAAGUGGAUGCAGAGAUUCCAUCAUGCAGCAACAUCCUGUCAAAAUUCCUGCGUUACUCCAUCUGCAGGACUACCCCCUGCUCCACUUGAUGUUCAGGUGGAGUGUGUGCAGGACGUGGAUGAGCUCCUUUGGGAACACUCUGAGGUGACUGACAGUGUAACUGCAUAGUCUUGUGGUAUAUUAAACAAACAAACAAACAAACACCACCCACAAUAAAACAACCAACCAACCAACCCAAAAAGCGCUGCUCUUUUUCUUGGAUACACUGAGGUGAUCCUUUUUCUAGCUGAGACUUUGCAAUGAGUCUUGAAGCAGAUUUGAGCCGGUAGAAGUUGGCAGUGUCUGCAUUCCGUUCUCCUGAUUUCCUUGCUGGUCAGAGUUAAGGUGCCAUGCAUCCAUUCCCCAGCCCUAGCUGUCUCCUGAAUCAUGAGAACAGCCUUUCCAUAUUGUGGAAAGAACUGGAGUGGAUUCACGCUGAAGGACAAGAUGCUUGCAGACACGUAAGCUCAAGAAGAGAAUGCAGAGUCCACGGAAACUCGCUGCCAAACAACGAUGAGAAAGUAGAAUAGGCUCCUGUUGUUGAAGAUGGGACGGUGAAACAGAUGUCUCAGCUCAACACAACGCCAGUAGGAGCUGGUUCGGGCUACCCCCCCUUAAAAGGUCGGAAGUUCACAGCGAGGUAGACUACGAGCCUUCAUCCACUGACCACCAGAGACCCACACCACAUUUUUAGGAUGCGUGCUCAAGAGGGUGGGACAAUACGUUAAUAGUUUCUCAGAAUUCCAGCCCAUUUUUGUGGAACGUAAUGAAUAUGUGGAUGUUAUGUCUGUAAGUAUGUAACCAGUGCUUUUCUCUGUGUGCGAGUUAGGAGGAGAUAUCCCCCCCCGCACCCGGCGCCGUAAUGAGCGUACCUGCUUUGUAACCUUACGUGGGUUCCAGAGUUUGAUUCCACACGUCACUCCCUUCACUAUUAAGAGGACAAAGAACUUCUGGCACAGAAGGAUGCCCACCUGCAAGGCUCAAAUUGCACGCUGCUUCCUCCCUCUCUGCUCAGUAAAACUCUGUGUUGGGCUCAUUUGGAA
Gallus gallus (chicken) is the source of this 4194-nucleotide messenger RNA. RefSeq lists its product as uncharacterized. Lineage: Eukaryota; Metazoa; Chordata; Aves; Galliformes; Phasianidae. The transcript is spliced from 9 exons. The record is from RefSeq and is a predicted model, not a curated record. The coding region runs from base 1504 to 2214 and encodes 236 amino acids.